AUGUUCACGUCCCUUUUCGACAACUUGAACCCAUCCGCCACAGACAAUUAUCCAAUGUUCAAACGUGUGGUGAAGCGACAAAAGAAGCGUCAAGAGGAUGAAGAAAAUGGAAUCACCGAGGAGGUUAAAGAAAUGAUGGGGUGGCAAGACAGCGACGAAUCCUCAUCAGAAUCCGACCAGUCGGAAAAGACAGAGGCCUCGUCUUCGGAUUCGGAGGAUGAGCACCCAACAAAGAAAAGAAAACGAAAGGAUGAAGAUGAAGACGAGAGUAGUGACGAAGACAGCGAACGAGGACACAGCUCGCCUGCAUCAGAGAGUGGGGACGACCAAGUCGAAGUCAAUGAUGAAGAAAUAUCGCGUAUGACUGUUAGAGAAGCUCUAAAGAACUCUAUUGAAGAGCAGAAUUGCGUGAUAUGUCCUGGAAAACUCCUCAAGAAUAUACACAUGGAGAAAACUCACCUGGAAUCGGCUUCUCACAAACGGCGGUUGAAGCGAUUCAGCGAGCUAGCCGCCAAACUAUCUGCAAAAUUCGACGUCUACUCCGACUCUGUGUCGCUCGUUGUUCAGCUCAUGGAUCGUGAAUCUUCCGGACCAGGUAAACACGCCGCUGUUGCAAACUCCUCAGAGAUGUCGAAUCGAGCCAAAAGGAGACAACGUAUAGAAAAGAUGAAGGAAAAGCGAAAGAGGAAGAAGAUGAAGGCCGCGGCAGCUGCAAAUUCAGAACUGGGACGACCCAAGAAGAAGAAGCGUACGACCGAAAAAUAA
Molecule: messenger RNA, 765 nt
Organism: Serendipita indica DSM 11827
Lineage: Eukaryota; Fungi; Basidiomycota; Agaricomycetes; Sebacinales; Serendipitaceae
Source: the annotation of a GenBank genome assembly